Oikopleura dioica is the source of this 363-nucleotide messenger RNA. The record is from the annotation of a GenBank genome assembly. NCBI's taxonomy places the organism in Eukaryota, Metazoa, Chordata, Appendicularia, Copelata, Oikopleuridae.
AUGGAGGAGAGAAAUCGACCAAGAAACAUUAUCCCUCAGGUGGCUAUCCAAAGAUAUGAGCAGACCAGGCAGGGUAAUCGGCUCACUGACGAAGGGACUCUUUCUGAGAACAAAAGUCUUGCUGUGGGCCAUGGCUGCUACUUGUCGUUUGAAAAGAACCGACUGAUGAUGCUAGCAGACUCGCAUCCUCUCAUUUAUUUUGUCAGGCAUGACAAUCAAGUUAUUGGCAACUCUUCGAUAGAUGUUGGCUUCAAGAACACUGUUGCCCUCUUCCCGGACGACAAUCAACUUGAACUAAUCUUCAAAAACGCCGCAAAACCAAAUGAAGGACCCAUCCAAAUCUUUAUCACGAAAAAUCAGUAG